AUGUUCCGGAUGCUUCUGCUGAGUGUGUUCAUACUUCUCCUCAUAGACACAGGAGAAAAAGUGCUGACAGUGAAUUUGAUUAAACAUUGCAAUCUUUGUACUCAUUAUGAUGGGUUCACAUGCCGCUCUGGCAUGAAAACAUGCUGGAAGUUUGGCCUAUUGGUGAACAACAAGUCUUGUACCACAGAAAACUUUUAUUUUUAUGACCGUUUCACAGGGAUAUACCUUUUUCGUCACACAAAACUUUCCUGUAAACCAUGUGCACGUGGAAUGUAUCAAUUAUACCAUGACCUCCUGAGAGAAACAUUUUGCUGUACUAAUAAGGACUACUGUAAUGAUGGCACUGCUAACUUAGAUAUCUCACAAAUAAUUGUCGAGGAUAUGAGGGAGAAGAAAGAGUUGAAUGACUGA
Messenger RNA from Acomys russatus (golden spiny mouse), 411 nucleotides. Its product is annotated as prostate and testis expressed protein 13-like. NCBI's taxonomy places the organism in Eukaryota, Metazoa, Chordata, Mammalia, Rodentia, Muridae. The coding region runs from base 1 to 411 and encodes 136 amino acids. The transcript has 4 exons. The record is from RefSeq and is a predicted model, not a curated record.